GCUGGACAUACUGGAUAGGACAGAAGGGUCUAACGGACCCAGGGGUCCCUUGGGCCCUGUGUGGAGAACUGAGACCAGAAAUGAACCCAGAACGAAUGAGAGUCCCAGGGGUUGGUUUGGGUCUGUCUUUCCUGCUCCUGUUCGUCACAGAAUCUCUGGUCCUGGCUGAGCCCCUGGAGCUGCUGGCUAUGCGUGUCCAACUGGAAAAUGUGACUCUUCUCACCACUGACCAAACACCCGGCCCAGCUGUGUGGCUGAGCUGGAAAGCGAGUGGCCCUGCUGCUCCUGCGCAGGUCUAUAAAGCCCUAUUCCGGGCCUGGCUACCUGCAGCAACGGAGGUAGCAGGGCGGCCAGAUGGCCCAUGGAGAGAAUCCUUGCUGAUGGGUAGGCAGAGUGCAGAACUUCGGGGCCUUAGCUGGGGCUAUGAUUAUGAGUUUAAAGUGAGGCCAUCCUCUGGUUCAGCCCAAGGCCCUGACAGCAACAUUCUCAUUCUGAGGUUGCCAGAGCAAGUACCCAGUGCCCCACCACAGGCUGUUACCCUGAACCCUGGAAAUGGCAGUGUCCUGGUGAGCUGGGAUCCACCUCCACCCGAGACACACAAUGGCAUCAUCCGUGGCUACCAGGUCUGGAGUCUGGGCAAUACCUCAUUGCCCCGUGCCAACUGGAGUGUGGUCGAUGGUCGUACUCAGCUGGAGAUUGUAACUGGAAUGUCUGGCUCCUACUGCAUUCAAGUGGCAGCAGUCACUGGAGCAGGGGCUGGGGAGCCUAGCAGUCCUGUCUGCCUCUUCUUAGAGAAGGCCCUGGAACAAGCUGCACAAGACUCUGCAGGCCUGGGUCCCCAAACCCUGGAGCAGCUUCAAGCUGCACUGCGCCGGCCAGAGGUGAUCGCUAGUGGUGGGGCUGUGCUCUGGUUGCUGCUGCUGGGGGCUGCGGUUUGUGUUCACCGCCGGCGUAAGGCCAGAGCCCACCUGGGCAUGGGUCUGUACAGAUACACCAGUGAGGAUGCCAUCCUCAAACACAGGCUGGACAGAAGUGACUCUCCCUGGCUGGCCACUACAUGGAGAUCCACCUCUGGCUCUCGGGACCUCAGCAGCAGCAGCAGCCUUAGCAGCCAUCUGGGAGGAGACACGAGGGAUACAUUAGACUGUCGGCGUUCCUUGAUUUCCUGGGAUCCCCGAAGCCCUGGUGUCCCUCUCCUCCCAGAUACCAGCACCUUUUAUGGCUCCCUUAUGACUGAGAUGUCGUCAGGCCCUCUUAUCCCCCCAGGCCCGAGGGCCCCACCUAUCAGAAGGCUUCCACCUCAGUUAGCUAGGCUCUCCAAUCCCUGGCCUAGCUUGGAUAGUCUCUGUAGUGCUCCAAGGAUGCCUUCUCCCCACCAGCCUCUGACUCCUACAGAAGCCUGGAGAGUAGCAAAGAAGCAGGAGCUGCAUCAGGCCAAUAGUUCUCCUUUGCUCCGUACCAGUCGCCCUGUAGGGCUCUGGGCCUGGGAGCUGGGUGGUGGAAAGGACUUCAGGAACCUUUCCCAAGUCCCAGGAGCUGUACCCCGGACUCUGGCUGCCUGGCGUGCCAUCGGGCCCCAGCUCCUCAACCCCAGGAAUGAGUUGGCUUCAAGGCCCCUCCCCCCAGCACCCCCUUCUCCUAUCCAAGGGGCUCCUACCAAGGGUCAACACAUUCAAUCAGGUAAGAACUUCAUGGAGCCUCAGAUUUCAUCCUCCCUGCCCCUGGUGGCAGCCAUCUCUCCCAAAUCCCCCAGCCCCUUGGCCUCCUCCCUCUCUGGCCCUCGCCCAACCUCCAGCCACCUAUCUAGUUCUUCAUUGUCCUCCCUGGGAGAUGAAAGGGAUAAUGUGCUGACCCCUGAAGAUGUGGCCCUGUGCUUGGAGCUUAGUGAGGAUGACGAUGAGACCCCCAGGAACAGUGGCACCCCUGUCCGAAGGGCCCCAUCACCACCCACCAGCUAUGGAUAUAUCAGCAUCCCAUCAGCCUCUGGACUAGGGGAGAUGGAGGGCACUGCAGGUGGAAAAGGGCCAGAGGGAGGCAGUCUGCUAUGCCCGCCCCACCCCUGCCACACUCCUACACCCAGUGAAGGCUCUCUAGCCAAUGGCUGGGGUUCUGCCUCAGAGGAUAAUGCCUUCAGUGCCCGCGCCAGCCUUGUCAGCUCCUCCGAUGGUUCCUUUCUUGCUGAUGCCAACUUUGCCCAUGCUCUGGCUGUGGCUGUGGAUAGCUUUGGCUUUGGCUUGGAGUCCAAGGACCAUGACUGUGUCUUCAGUGACUUGUCUCCACCUCCUUCCCCUCAAGAUGACCUCGCCCCCACUUCUAACCUGACUCUGCCAGUGUGGGAGUGGAAUUCAAACUGGAUUGAAGAUAUGGAGAAGAAAUAUAGUCGGCUACGUAAGGGGCUACCUCCUUCCCCCUCUGAGAUAGAGAAAGGUCCACCCCGAGGGAGGCAAAAGGCUGGCCAUUCUGUGCUUAAAGCCCAUGACUCUUGAUUUGUAAACUGAAAGUCCCUGGACAUGGAAAUGGAGUGGAAACUGCUGCCUAUCUGCCUUCAAAUAUGGGGACAUGAACUCUUGGGUUCUAGCCAGUGUUCCUCCACUCUCUGUGACACAAGACCCAUCCCCUUCCAGGAGUUCAACACAGUUUUUCUCCUCCUGGGACUCUGAGAAAUAGAAACACAAAACUGGAGCCUCUCAGGAGCCAGAGAGGAACUCUGCCUUCCUAGCCAUGUUUUUUAGUCGUGGUCCCUGAAUCCACUCCUUGGCUCAACCUUCUCUGGUGGGGGAGUAGAUCCUCCAUAUGUACCAUCGGUAUCAGAGUGGUGGGUAACAGGGAUAUUUUGUGUGUAUAUGCAUGUGUGUGGAACACAAUGAAGGGCUGUUGGGAUAGAGGGAAGAAUGGAUCAUCUCAGACCUUCAUCUCAUUCCCAUAGAUCUCUGCUGGGACCACAGGUAACACUGUUCUUCAUCCCCAGGGCCCAGGGCCAUCCUCCCAGGUCAAGCCAUGUUCUCUCUCCCUUCCCUUCCAAACUCCAUCCCCAGUGUUAAUAAAGAGAAACUGUUGCCUGA
Molecule: messenger RNA, 3062 nt
Organism: Trichosurus vulpecula (common brushtail)
Lineage: Eukaryota; Metazoa; Chordata; Mammalia; Diprotodontia; Phalangeridae
Gene: ROBO4
Product: roundabout guidance receptor 4
Exons: 15
Coding region: 81-2486 (801 amino acids)
Molecular function (GO): protein binding
Source: RefSeq, a predicted model, not a curated record